AUGGACAUUCACCGCUGCCGCUUCGUUUCUUAUAACCCUCAAGCGAUCAAUGCGCUCGCAUUCUCCCACCCUCCGUCUGCAGAACUUGCGGGACGUGGUGUCCCUACCCUCCGACUCGCGGUUGGUCGCGCAAAUGGUGAUAUAGAAAUUUGGAAUCCACUGCGCGGCGCAUGGUUUCAGGAGACAGUUCUCCGUGGAGGAAAGGAUAGAAGCAUAGAAGGACUUACCUGGACACUCGAUCCGCCUGAGUCUGGUCCCGAUGGUUCAAAGAUCCCCGGAAAACUGCGCUUGUUCAGUAUCGGAUAUUCGACUGCGGUAACUGAAUGGGAUAUCGAACAAGGCCGUCCCCUGCGUCACUCAAGUGGGAAUUAUGGUGAGAUUUGGUGCAUAGCGGCUCAGCCAAGAUGGCAGCCUACGAAACGGGGCAAGGAUGGCAAGUGGCUGCCUCCAGCGGAAGGAGAGUACACCGGACAACACCUCGCCGCGGGAUGCGCGGAUGGAUCUAUCGUGAUCUUGUCUACGGCCGACAAUGAUGUCAGGUUCCUUCGUCUUAUGCGACCUUCUACAAAGAGAGCCAGGGUGCUUAGUGUCACCUUCCAAGAUCGUAACACUAUCGUGGCCGGCUAUGCGGACAGCUCAAUCCGUCUGUUUGAUAUUCGGAAUGGUCAACUCCUGCGAACAAUUUCUUUGGGCAAGGGACCGACGGGUGGUACGAAGGAAUUGCUGGUCUGGUCUGUGAAGUGCCUUCCCGACGGCACUAUUGUAUCUGGCGACUCUGCUGGUGAAGUUCGUUUCUGGGACGGCAAGAAUUACUCGCUUAUCCAACGACUCAAUUGUCACGUGGCUGAUACUUUGGACAUCGCUGUGAGUGCCAAUGGAGACACAGUUGUUAGUGGAGGUGCGGACCAAAGAACAGUCGUCUACAAAAAGAAAGCUGGGGAGAAGGGCGAUAAGAAAGGCCGAUGGGUGGAAGUGAUGCACCGACGGUACCAUACCCACGACGUGAAGACCUUUGCUGUCUAUGAGACGAGGGACAUUAGUGUUGUUGUAUCUGGAGGACCUGACGCCACCCCGGUUGUCUUACCUUUACGUGAGUUCGGAAAAGAGCACCACAGAAAGCUAUCGAGUCUGCCUCAAAUACCACAGCUUGCGUCUUCGCCUUCAUCUCGACUGGUCAUGAGCUUCUGGGAUAGAGAGAUUAGCAUCUGGCGCCUGUUCCGCGGCCCCACAUCGUUGCAAGACAACCUUGAUGGACAAAGGCACCGGUUGGUUGGAAAGGUCCUGAUCCAGGGCGAAGAGAAUAUCACCUCAGCUAUGCUAUCUUCCGACGGAAAGAUCUUAGUCGUUGCUACGAUAUCCGGCGUCAAAGUGUUUUCUGUUCGGCGGCGCAAAGGUGAUGAGAAAGGAACCCUCCGCAUACAAAAGCUUGAUAUCCCAUCUGCACUCGCCAAUGACGGAGCUCGAGUCGUUACCGUUUCCCCCGAUAGUCGGUGGAUCUGCGUCGUUCGUCCCAAUAGUGCUACCUACUUGGCCAGGAUCAAGCCUGCUUCAUCGCCUCAGGAGAAACCCCAGGUCCUAACCCAACUCGUUAAACUUAACAGAGCUACUCGUCAUGCUCGCUUUGAGAAGGCUUCCCAUGGUACCUUGGGUGAGUACGAAAAGACCAUCCGAUGCGCCGUGUUCUCUGAAAACAGCAAGAUCUUUGCAGUCGGAGAUCUUUCUGGGUGUGUGGAUGCCUGGUCGCUGGAGACAGCUGAGUCAAAGACCUCGGCGAAAGCCAAUGCUGCCGAAGACUCCGAUGAUGAUUCCGAUGAUGAGGAUGAACAGCCAGUGGUGGAGGGUGAGCGUUGGACUCUCACAGCCGCUGAAUCGCCAAUUCCUCGUCUCAAGUCCGGCGUACUACUGUUGUCCUUCCGUCCUCUGAACUCGGCCGGAAAGAAGUUAUUGACCGACGAUGCGGGUCAGGAUUCUAAGGUUGAAAGCCGGUUGAUGGCCCUUACGAGUGAGCACCAACUGGUGGAAGUUGAUGCUCUUGAUGGAAAAUUGUCGGACUGGUCAAGGAGAAACCCCAAAGCCUUCUUACCCGAAGAGUUUAGAGGUGUAAAAGAUCGCGCGAUGGGCUGUGUUUGGGAUUUGAACGAGGCCCGUGAACGUCUCUGGCUCUACGGUACCUCUUGGCUGUGGAUGUUCGACUUGAACCAAGAUUUUCCGUCUCCAGAAGAGCUGAGUGCUUCGGCAGACACUCAUGAUGAUGGACAAAAUUCUAUGCAGGUUGCGAAGAAGUCUUCAUCCCAAAAGCGCAAGCGUGGACUUCUGGAUGAUGAGGAGAAUGACAGAAAGAAGCCGAAUACCGGUGCCGGUGACAAGAUUCCAUUAGCACAGUCUGACGUUUUCCCUGGUUCCAAGAUUCGCAAGAUCGUAGGAAGCGACGAGUCGAAGGCUGAAUUGAUCUCUCUUGAGAAAGAGUGUCCUCGUGGGGCAGAUGAAGAUGAUGAAGCAUACGAUCACGAUGAAGCUUAUACAGCCAGCCAUGAUUCUAACCUAGCUCGCCUACGAAGAGGAAACCUCGAAGGUAGCGUCAGCACCCCCAAGAAGCAGCUUAACAAGACCGCUGUCAAUGGCGACACGCCCUCUCAGAAACAGCUGGUGCAGGCCGCGGAUAACUCACAUUCGGCACGUCGUUGGUGGCACACAUACAAGUACCGUGAUAUCCUGGGAAUUGUACCCUUGAACUCUCAGGCAACAGAUGAAGAAUCACAGGAACAAGAAGAUAGUGGUAACUUAGAAGUCGCAGUUGUGGAGCGGCCCAUGUGGGACGUUGAGCUUCCGGGUCGCUAUGUUAGGGACUAUGAGUGA
Molecule: messenger RNA, 2856 nt
Organism: Aspergillus nomiae NRRL 13137
Lineage: Eukaryota; Fungi; Ascomycota; Eurotiomycetes; Eurotiales; Aspergillaceae
Gene: ura7
Product: small subunit rRNA maturation protein UTP4
Exons: 3
Coding region: 1-2856 (951 amino acids)
Biological process (GO): maturation of SSU-rRNA from tricistronic rRNA transcript (SSU-rRNA, 5.8S rRNA, LSU-rRNA)
Cellular component (GO): 90S preribosome; t-UTP complex; small-subunit processome
Molecular function (GO): RNA binding; protein binding
Source: RefSeq, a predicted model, not a curated record